AUGCCCUAUGUCUAUGCGCUCUGUCUAUGCCCUCUGUCUAUGCCCUAUGUCUAUGCCCUCUGUCUAUGCCCUCUGUCUAUGCCCUCUGUCUAUGCCCUCUGUCUAUGCCCUCUGUCUAUGCCCUCUGUCUAUGCCCUCUGUCUAUGCCCUAUGUCUAUGCCCUAUGUCUAUGCCCUCUGUCUAUGCCCUCUGUCUAUGCCCUCUGUCUAUGCCCUCUGUCUAUGCCCUAUGUCUAUGCCCUCUGUCUAUGCCCUCUGUCUAUGCCCUAUGUCUAUGCCCUCUGUCUAUGCCCUCUGUCUAUGCCCUAUGUCUAUGCCCUCUGUCUAUGCCCUCUGUCUAUGCCCUCUGUCUAUGCCCUAUGUCUAUGCCCUCUGUCUAUGCCCUCUGUCUAUGCCCUAUGUCUAUGCCCUCUGUCUAUGCCCUCUGUCUAUGCCCUCUGUCUAUGCCCUCUGUCUAUGCCCUAUGUCUAUGCCCUCUGUCUAUGCCCUAUGUCUAUGCCCUCUGUCUAUGCCCUCUGUCUAUGCCCUCUGUCUAUGCCCUCUGUCUAUGCCCUCUGUCUAUGCCCUCUGUCUAUGCCCUCUGUCUAUGCCCUCUGUCUAUGCCCUAUGUCUAUGCCCUCUGUCUAUGCCCUCUGUCUAUGCCCUCUGUCUAUGCCCUAUGUCUAUGCCCUCUGUCUAUGCCCUCUGUCUAUGCCCUAUGUCUAUGCCCUCUGUCUAUGCCCUCUGUCUAUGCCCUCUGUCUAUGCCCUAUGUCUAUGCCCUCUGUCUAUGCCCUAUGUCUAUGCCCUCUGUCUAUGCCCUCUGUCUAUGCCCUAUGUUUAUGCCCUCUGUCUAUGCCCUCUGUCUAUGCCCUCUGUCUAUGCCCUCUGUCUAUGCCCUCUGUCUAUGCCCUCUGUCUAUGCCCUCUGUCUAUGCCCUAUGUCUAUGCCCUCUGUCUAUGCCCUAUGUCUAUGCCCUCUGUCUAUGCCCUCUGUCUAUGCCCUCUGUCUAUGCCCUCUGUCUAUGCCCUCUGUCUAUGCCCUCUGUCUAUGCCCUCUGUCUAUGCCCUCUGUCUAUGCCCUCUGUCUAUGCCCUAUGUCUAUGCCCUCUGUCUAUGCCCUCUGUCUAUGCCCUCUGUCUAUGCCCUAUGUCUAUGCCCUCUGUCUAUGCCCUCUGUCUAUGCCCUAUGUCUAUGCCCUCUGUCUAUGCCCUCUGUCUAUGCCCUCUGUCUAUGCCCUAUGUCUAUGCCCUCUGUCUAUGCCCUAUGUCUAUGCCCUCUGUCUAUGCCCUCUGUCUAUGCCCUAUGUUUAUGCCCUCUGUCUAUGCCCUCUGUCUAUGCCCUCUGUCUAUGCCCUCUGUCUAUGCCCUCUGUCUAUGCCCUCUGUCUAUGCCCUCUGUCUAUGCCCUCUGUCUAUGCCUCUGUCUAUGCCCUAUGUCUAUGCCCUCUGUCUAUGCCCUCUGUCUAUGCCCUCUGUCUAUGCCCUCUGUCUAUGCCCUCUGUCUAUGCCCUAUGUCUAUGCCCUCUGUCUAUGCCCUCUGUCUAUGCCCUCUGUCUAUGCCCUAUGUCUAUGCCCUCUGUCUAUGCCCUCUGUCUACUGCCUAUGUCUAUGCCCUCUGUCUAUGCCCUCUGUCUAUGCCCUCUGUCUAUGCCCUAUGUCUAUGCCCUCUGUCUAUGCCCUCUGUCUAUGCCCUCUGUCUAUGCCCUCUGUCUAUGCCCUCUGUCUAUGCCCUCUGUCUAUGCCCUCUGUCUAUGCCCUCUGUCUAUGCCCUCUGUCUAUGCCCUCUGUCUAUGCCCUCUGUCUAUGCCCUCUGUCUAUGCCCUCUGUCUAUGCCCUCUGUCUAUGCCCUCUGUCUAUGCCCUCUGUCUAUGCCCUCUGUCUAUGCCCUCUGUCUAUGCCCUCUGUCUAUGCCCUAUGUCUAUGCCCUCUGUCUAUGCCCUCUGUCUAUGCCCUAUGUCUAUGCCCUCUGUCUAUGCCCUCUGUCUAUGCCCUAUGUCUAUGCCCUCUGUCUAUGCCCUCUGUCUAUGCCCUAUGUCUAUGCCCUCUGUCUAUGCCCUCUGUCUAUGCCCUCUGUCUAUGCCCUCUGUCUAUGCCCUAUGUCUAUGCCCUCUGUCUAUGCCCUCUGUCUAUGCCCUCUGUCUAUGCCCUCUGUCUAUGCCCUAUGUCUAUGCCCUCUGUCUAUGCCCUAUGUCUAUGCCCUCUGUCUAUACCCUCUGUCUAUGCCCUAUGUUUAUGCCCUCUGUCUAUGCCCUCUGUCUAUGCCCUCUGUCUAUGCCCUCUGUCUAUGCCCUCUGUCUAUGCCCUAUGUCUAUGCCCUCUGUCUAUGCCCUCUGUCUAUGCCCUCUGUCUAUGCCCUCUGUCUAUGCCCUCUGUCUAUGCCCUAUGUCUAUGCCCUCUGUCUAUGCCCUCUGUCUAUGUCCUCUGUCUAUGCCCUAUGUUUGUGCCCUCUGUCUAUGCCCUCUGUCUAUGCCCUCUGUCUAUGCCCUCUGUCUAUGCCCUCUGUCUAUGCCCUAUGUCUAUGCCCUCUGUCUAUGCCCUCUGUCUAUGCCCUCUGUCUAUGCCCUCUGUCUAUGCCCUCUGUCUAUGCCCUAUGUCUAUGCCCUCUGUCUAUGCCCUCUGUCUAUGCCCUCUGUCUAUGCCCUCUGUCUAUGCCCUAUGUUUAUGCCCUCUGUCUAUGCCCUAUGUCUAUGCCCUCUGUCUAUGCCCUCUGUCUAUGCCCUCUGUCUAUGCCCUCUGUCUAUGCCCUAUGUCUAUGCCCUCUGUCUAUGCCCUCUGUCUAUGCCCUCUGUCUAUGCCCUCUGUCUAUGCCCUAUGUCUAUGCCCUCUGUCUAUGCCCUAUGUCUAUGCCCUCUGUCUAUGCCCUCUGUCUAUGCCCUAUGUUUAUGCCCUCUGUCUAUGCCCUCUGUCUAUGCCCUCUGUCUAUGCCCUCUGUCUAUGCCCUCUGUCUAUGCCCUAUGUCUAUGCCCUCUGUCUAUGCCCUCUGUCUAUGCCCUCUGUCUAUGCCCUCUGUCUAUGCCCUCUGUCUAUGCCCUCUGUCUAUGCCCUCUGUCUAUGCCCUCUGUCUAUGCCCUCUGUCUAUGCCCUCUGUCUAUGCCCUCUGUCUAUGCCCUAUGUCUAUGCCCUCUGUCUAUGCCCUCUGUCUAUGCCCUCUGUCUAUGCCCUAUGUCUAUGCCCUCUGUCUAUGCCCUCUGUCUAUGCCCUAUGUCUAUGCCCUCUGUCUAUGCCCUCUGUCUAUGCCCUCUGUCUAUGCCCUCUGUCUAUGCCCUAUGUCUAUGCCCUCUGUCUAUGCCCUCUGUCUAUGCCCUCUGUCUAUGCCCUCUGUCUAUGCCCUAUGUCUAUGCCCUCUGUCUAUGCCCUAUGUCUAUGCCCUCUGUCUAUGCCCUCUGUCUAUGCCCUAUGUUUAUGCCCUCUGUCUAUGCCCUCUGUCUAUGCCCUCUGUCUAUGCCCUCUGUCUAUGCCCUCUGUCUAUGCCCUCUGUCUAUGCCCUCUGUCUAUGCCCUAUGUCUAUGCCCUCUGUCUAUGCCCUAUGUCUAUGCCCUAUGUCUAUGCCCUCUGUCUAUGCCCUCUGUCUAUGCCCUCUGUCUAUGCCCUCUGUCUACGCCCUCUGUCUAUGCCCUCUGUCUAUGCCCUCUGUCUAUGCCCUAUGUCUAUGCCCUCUGUCUAUGCCCUCUGACUAUGCCCUCUGUCUAUGCCCUAUGUCUAUGCCCUCUGUCUAUGCCCUCUGUCUAUGCCCUAUGUCUAUGCCCUCUGUCUAUGCCCUCUGUCUAUGCCCUAUGUCUAUGCCCUCUGUCUAUGCCCUAUGUCUAUGCGCUCUGUCUAUGCCCUCUGUCUAUGCCCUAUGUCUAUGCCCUCUGUCUAUGCCCUCUGUCUAUGCCCUCUGUCUAUGCCCUCUGUCUAUGCCCUCUGUCUAUGCCCUCUGUCUAUGCCCUCUGUCUAUGCCCUAUGUCUAUGCCCUAUGUCUAUGCCCUCUGUCUAUGCCCUCUGUCUAUGCCCUCUGUCUAUGCCCUCUGUCUAUGCCCUAUGUCUAUGCCCUCUGUCUAUGCCCUCUGUCUAUGCCCUAUGUCUAUGCCCUCUGUCUAUGCCCUCUGUCUAUGCCCUAUGUCUAUGCCCUCUGUCUAUGCCCUCUGUCUAUGCCCUCUGUCUAUGCCCUAUGUCUAUGCCCUCUAUCUAUGCCCUCUGUCUAUGCCCUAUGUCUAUGCCCUCUGUCUAUGCCCUCUGUCUAUGCCCUCUGUCUAUGCCCUCUGUCUAUGCCCUAUGUCUAUGCCCUCUGUCUAUGCCCUAUGUCUAUGCCCUCUGUCUAUGCCCUCUGUCUAUGCCCUCUGUCUAUGCCCUCUGUCUAUGCCCUCUGUCUAUGCCCUCUGUCUAUGCCCUCUGUCUAUGCCCUCUGUCUAUGCCCUAUGUCUAUGCCCUCUGUCUAUGCCCUCUGUCUAUGCCCUCUGUCUAUGCCCUAUGUCUAUGCCCUCUGUCUAUGCCCUCUGUCUAUGCCCUAUGUCUAUGCCCUCUGUCUAUGCCCUCUGUCUAUGCCCUCUGUCUAUGCCCUAUGUCUAUGCCCUCUGUCUAUGCCCUAUGUCUAUGCCCUCUGUCUAUGCCCUCUGUCUAUGCCCUAUGUUUAUGCCCUCUGUCUAUGCCCUCUGUCUAUGCCCUCUGUCUAUGCCCUCUGUCUAUGCCCUCUGUCUAUGCCCUCUGUCUAUGCCCUCUGUCUAUGCCCUCUGUCUAUGCCCUAUGUCUAUGCCCUCUGUCUAUGCCCUCUGUCUAUGCCCUCUGUCUAUGCCCUCUGUCUAUGCCCUCUGUCUAUGCCCUAUGUCUAUGCCCUCUGUCUAUGCCCUCUGUCUAUGCCCUCUGUCUAUGCCCUAUGUCUAUGCCCUCUGUCUAUGCCCUCUGUCUAUGCCCUCUGUCUAUGCCCUAUGUCUAUGCCCUCUGUCUAUGCCCUCUGUCUAUGCCCUAUGUCUAUGCCCUCUGUCUAUGCCCUCUGUCUAUGCCCUCUGUCUAUGCCCUCUGUCUAUGCCCUAUGUCUAUGCCCUCUGUCUAUGCCCUCUGUCUAUGCCCUCUGUCUAUGCCCUCUGUCUAUGCCCUAUGUCUAUGCCCUCUGUCUAUGCCCUAUGUCUAUGCCCUCUGUCUAUACCCUCUGUCUAUGCCCUAUGUUUAUGCCCUCUGUCUAUGCCCUCUGUCUAUGCCCUCUGUCUAUGCCCUCUGUCUAUGCCCUCUGUCUAUGCCCUAUGUCUAUGCCCUCUGUCUAUGCCCUCUGUCUAUGCCCUCUGUCUAUGCCCUCUGUCUAUGCCCUCUGUCUAUGCCCUAUGUCUAUGCCCUCUGUCUAUGCCCUCUGUCUAUGCCCUCUGUCUAUGCCCUCUGUCUAUGCCCUAUGUUUAUGCCCUCUGUCUAUGCCCUAUGUCUAUGCCCUCUGUCUAUGCCCUCUGUCUAUGCCCUCUGUCUAUGCCCUCUGUCUAUGCCCUAUGUCUAUGCCCUCUGUCUAUGCCCUCUGUCUAUGCCCUCUGUCUAUGCCCUCUGUCUAUGCCCUCUGUCUAUGCCCUAUGUCUAUGCCCUCUGUCUAUGCCCUCUGUCUAUGCCCUCUGUCUAUGCCCUAUGUCUAUGCCCUCUGUCUAUGCCCUCUGUCUAUGCCCUAUGUCUAUGCCCUCUGUCUAUGCCCUCUGUCUAUGCCCUCUGUCUAUGCCCUCUGUCUAUGCCCUAUGUCUAUGCCCUCUGUCUAUGCCCUCUGUCUAUGCCCUCUGUCUAUGCCCUCUGUCUAUGCCCUAUGUCUAUGCCCUCUGUCUAUGCCCUAUGUCUAUGCCCUCUGUCUAUACCCUCUGUCUAUGCCCUAUGUUUGUGCCUCUGUCUAUGCCCUCUGUCUAUGCCCUCUGUCUAUGCCCUCUGUCUAUGCCCUCUGUCUAUGCCCUAUGUCUAUGCCCUCUGUCUAUGCCCUCUGUCUAUGCCCUCUGUCUAUGCCCUCUGUCUAUGCCCUAUGUCUAUGCCCUCUGUCUAUGCCCUCUGUCUAUGCCCUCUGUCUAUGCCCUCUGUCUAUGCCCUAUGUUUAUGCCCUCUGUCUAUGCCCUAUGUCUAUGCCCUCUGUCUAUGCCCUCUGUCUAUGCCCUCUGUCUAUGCCCUCUGUCUAUGCCCUAUGUCUAUGCCCUCUGUCUAUGCCCUCUGUCUAUGCCCUCUGUCUAUGCCCUCUGUCUAUGCCCUAUGUCUAUGCCCUCUGUCUAUGCCCUAUGUCUAUGCCCUCUGUCUAUGCCCUCUGUCUAUGCCCUAUGUUUAUGCCCUCUGUCUAUGCCCUCUGUCUAUGCCCUCUGUCUAUGCCCUCUGUCUAUGCCCUCUGUCUAUGCCCUAUGUCUAUGCCCUCUGUCUAUGCCCUCUGUCUAUGCCCUCUGUCUAUGCCCUCUGUCUAUGCCCUCUGUCUAUGCCCUCUGUCUAUGCCCUCUGUCUAUGCCCUCUGUCUAUGCCCUCUGUCUAUGCCCUCUGUCUAUGCCCUCUGUCUAUGCCCUCUGUCUAUGCCCUAUGUCUAUGCCCUCUGUCUAUGCCCUCUGUCUAUGCCCUCUGUCUAUGCCCUAUGUCUAUGCCCUCUGUCUAUGCCCUCUGUCUAUGCCCUAUGUCUAUGCCCUCUGUCUAUGCCCUCUGUCUAUGCCCUCUGUCUAUGCCCUCUGUCUAUGCCCUAUGUCUAUGCCCUCUGUCUAUGCCCUCUGUCUAUGCCCUCUGUCUAUGCCCUCUGUCUAUGCCCUAUGUCUAUGCCCUCUGUCUAUGCCCUAUGUCUAUGCCCUCUGUCUAUGCCCUCUGUCUAUGCCCUAUGUUUAUGCCCUCUGUCUAUGCCCUCUGUCUAUGCCCUCUGUCUAUGCCCUCUGUCUAUGCCCUCUGUCUAUGCCCUCUGUCUAUGCCCUCUGUCUAUGCCCUCUGUCUAUGCCCUAUGUCUAUGCCCUCUGUCUAUGCCCUAUGUCUAUGCCCUAUGUCUAUGCCCUCUGUCUAUGCCCUCUGUCUAUGCCCUCUGUCUAUGCCCUCUGUCUACGCCCUCUGUCUAUGCCCUCUGUCUAUGCCCUCUGUCUAUGCCCUAUGUCUAUGCCCUCUGUCUAUGCCCUCUGACUAUGCCCUCUGUCUAUGCCCUAUGUCUAUGCCCUCUGUCUAUGCCCUCUGUCUAUGCCCUAUGUCUAUGCCCUCUGUCUAUGCCCUCUGUCUAUGCCCUAUGUCUAUGCCCUCUGUCUAUGCCCUAUGUCUAUGCGCUCUGUCUAUGCCCUCUGUCUAUGCCCUAUGUCUAUGCCCUCUGUCUAUGCCCUCUGUCUAUGCCCUCUGUCUAUGCCCUCUGUCUAUGCCCUCUGUCUAUGCCCUCUGUCUAUGCCCUCUGUCUAUGCCCUAUGUCUAUGCCCUAUGUCUAUGCCCUCUGUCUAUGCCCUCUGUCUAUGCCCUCUGUCUAUGCCCUCUGUCUAUGCCCUAUGUCUAUGCCCUCUGUCUAUGCCCUCUGUCUAUGCCCUAUGUCUAUGCCCUCUGUCUAUGCCCUCUGUCUAUGCCCUAUGUCUAUGCCCUCUGUCUAUGCCCUCUGUCUAUGCCCUCUGUCUAUGCCCUAUGUCUAUGCCCUCUGUCUAUGCCCUCUGUCUAUGCCCUAUGUCUAUGCCCUCUGUCUAUGCCCUCUGUCUAUGCCCUCUGUCUAUGCCCUCUGUCUAUGCCCUAUGUCUAUGCCCUCUGUCUAUGCCCUAUGUCUAUGCCCUCUGUCUAUGCCCUCUGUCUAUGCCCUCUGUCUAUGCCCUCUGUCUAUGCCCUCUGUCUAUGCCCUCUGUCUAUGCCCUCUGUCUAUGCCCUCUGUCUAUGCCCUAUGUCUAUGCCCUCUGUCUAUGCCCUCUGUCUAUGCCCUCUGUCUAUGCCCUAUGUCUAUGCCCUCUGUCUAUGCCCUCUGUCUAUGCCCUAUGUCUAUGCCCUCUGUCUAUGCCCUCUGUCUAUGCCCUCUGUCUAUGCCCUAUGUCUAUGCCCUCUGUCUAUGCCCUAUGUCUAUGCCCUCUGUCUAUGCCCUCUGUCUAUGCCCUAUGUUUAUGCCCUCUGUCUAUGCCCUCUGUCUAUGCCCUCUGUCUAUGCCCUCUGUCUAUGCCCUCUGUCUAUGCCCUCUGUCUAUGCCCUCUGUCUAUGCCCUCUGUCUAUGCCCUAUGUCUAUGCCCUCUGUCUAUGCCCUAUGUCUAUGCCCUCUGUCUAUGCCCUCUGUCUAUGCCCUCUGUCUAUGCCCUCUGUCUAUGCCCUCUGUCUAUGCCCUCUGUCUAUGCCCUCUGUCUAUGCCCUCUGUCUAUGCCCUAUGUCUAUGCCCUCUGUCUAUGCCCUCUGACUAUGCCCUCUGUCUAUGCCCUAUGUCUAUGCCCUCUGUCUAUGCCCUCUGUCUAUGCCCUAUGUCUAUGCCCUCUGUCUAUGCCCUCUGUCUAUGCCCUAUGUCUAUGCCCUCUGUCUAUGCCCUCUGUCUAUGCGCUCUGUCUAUGCCCUCUGUCUAUGCCCUAUGUCUAUGCCCUCUGUCUAUGCCCUCUGUCUAUGCCCUCUGUCUAUGCCCUCUGUCUAUGCCCUCUGUCUAUGCCCUCUGUCUAUGCCCUCUGUCUAUGCCCUCUGUCUAUGCCCUAUGUCUAUGCCCUCUGUCUAUGCCCUCUGUCUAUGCCCUAUGUCUAUGCCCUCUGUCUAUGCCCUAUGUCUAUGCCCUCUGUCUAUGCCCUCUGUCUAUGCCCUAUGUUUAUGCCCUCUGUCUAUGCCCUCUGUCUAUGCCCUCUGUCUAUGCCCUCUGUCUAUGCCCUCUGUCUAUGCCCUAUGUCUAUGCCCUCUGUCUAUGCCCUCUGUCUAUGCCCUCUGUCUAUGCCCUCUGUCUAUGCCCUCUGUCUAUGCCCUAUGUCUAUGCCCUAUGUCUAUGCCCUCUGUCUAUGCCCUCUGUCUAUGCCCUCUGUCUAUGCCCUCUGUCUAUGCCCUAUGUCUAUGCCCUCUGUCUAUGCCCUCUGUCUAUGCCCUCUGUCUAUGCCCUCUGUCUAUGCCCUAUGUCUAUGCCCUCUGUCUAUGCCCUCUGUCUAUGCCCUCUGUCUAUGCCCUAUGUCUAUGCCCUCUGUCUAUGCCCUCUGUCUAUGCCCUAUGUCUAUGCCCUCUGUCUAUGCCCUCUGUCUAUGCCCUCUGGUAUGCCCUAUGUCUAUGCCCUCUGUCUAUGCCCUCUGUCUAUGCCCUCUGUCUAUGCCCUCUGUCUAUGCCCGCUGUCCAUGCCCUCUGUCUAUGCCCUAUGUCUAUGCCCUAUGUCUAUGCCCUCUGUCUAUGCCCUCUGUCUAUGCCCUAUGUCUAUGCCCUCUGUCUAUGCCCUCUGUCUAUGCCCUCUGUCUAUGCCCUCUGUCUAUGCCCUAUGUCUAUGCCCUCUGUCUAUGCCCUCUGUCUAUGCCCUCUGUCUAUGCCCUAUGUCUAUGCCCUCUGUCUAUGCCCUCUGUCUAUGCCCUCUGUCUAUGCCCUCUGUCUAUGCCCUCUGUCUAUUCCCUCUGUCUAUGCCCUCUGUCUAUGCCCUCUGUCUAUGCCCUCUGUCUAUGCCCUAUGUCUAUGCCCUCUGUCUAUGCCCUCUGUUUAUGCCCUAUGUCUAUGCCCUCUGUCUAUGCCCUCUGUCUAUGCCCUCUUGUAUGCCCUCUGUCUAUGCCCUCUUGUAUGCCCUCUGUCUAUGCCCUCUGUCUAUGCCCUAUGUCUAUGCCCUCUGUCUAUGCCCUCUGUCUAUGCCCUCUGUCUAUGCCCUCUGUCUAUGCCCUCUGUCUAUGCCCUCUGUCUAUGCCCUCUGUCUAUACCCUAUGUCUAUGCCCUAUGUCUAUGCCCUCUGUCUAUGCCCUCUGUCUAUGCCCUCUGUCUAUGCCCUCUGUCUAUGCCCUCUGUCUAUGCCCUAUGUCUAUGCCCUCUGUCUAUGCCCUAUGUAUAUGCCCUCUGUCUAUGCCCUCUGGUAUGCCCUAUGCCCUCUGUCUAUGCCCUCUGUCUAUGCCCUCUGUCUAUGCCCUCUGUCUAUGCCCUCUGUCCAUGCCCUCUGUCUAUGCCCUAUGUCUAUGCCCUCUGUCUAUGCCCUCUGUCUAUGCCCUAUGUCUAUGCCCUCUGUCUAUGCCCUCUGUCUAUGCCCUCUGUCUAUGCCCUAUGUCUAUGCCCUCUGUCUAUGCCCUCUGUCUAUGCCCUCUGUCUAUGCCCUCUGUCUAUGCCCUAUGUCUAUGCCCUCUGUCUAUGUCCUCUGUCUAUGCCCUCUGUCUAUGCCCUCUGUCUAUGCCCUCUGUCUAUUCCCUCUGUCUAUGCCCUCUGUCUAUGCCCUCUGUCUAUGCCCUCUGUCUAUGCCCUAUGUCUAUGCCCUCUGUCUAUGCCCUCUGUUUAUGCCCUAUGUCUAUGCCCUCUGUCUAUGCCCUCUGUCUAUGCCCUCUUGUAUGCCCUCUGUCUAUGCCCUCUGUCUAUGCCCUAUGUCUAUGCCCUCUGUCUAUGCCCUCUGUCUAUGCCCUCUGUCUAUGCCCUCUGUCUAUGCCCUCUGUCUAUGCCCUCUGUCUAUGCCCUCUGUCUAUACCCUAUGUCUAUGCCCUAUGUCUAUGCCCUCUGUCUAUGCCCUCUGUCUAUGCCCUCUGUCUAUGCCCUCUGUCUAUGCCCUCUGUCUAUGCCCUAUGUCUAUGCCCUCUGUCUAUGCCCUAUGCGGUCAGCAGAACCCCCCACAGCAGCAGCAGCAGCAGCAGCAGCAGCAGCAGAUGGGGUAUGGAGGGGGUGUGGGAGGGAUGGGAGCAGGCGGUUCAGGAGGAGGAGGAGCAGGAGGGGGGGUACUCUGGGAUGGCUCCACUGCUGCUGCAGGGGGUGGGGAGGGUCACAUGGGCGGUAACAACAACACUGUUAUAGUGGGCCCUGAUCCUUUCGCCAAUGCCAUGGUUCCCUUUGGUGCUGGUGCCGCCGGUGGUACUGGCGGUGUGGGGAAUGACGGGGCGGGAGGAAUGGGAGGGGGCAUAUCGGGGUGGGCGUCUGGAGUGGGGAAUGCGAGCAGUGGGGCGGCAGGAGCAACAGCAGCGGCUGCGGCUCUCUUUGGUGGGCCCGGGGGGUUCAGUGGGCACUUGGACGACUUUGGGUUAUCAGAGGAGGACCUGCGUGCUAAGAGCCUGGAGCUUCUUGAGAAUGAGGACAUGCAUCAACAGAUGCAGCAGCUGCUAGGUCUGAUCAAUGACUACACGCCGGCAGGGUCAGCAGGGACCAUCACAGCCAACCUUCAGCAUGAUGACAACGAGAUUGUCUUCCAAGGGGGGUUCCUCACUCCCUCCGCUCCUGGUGGUGCUGUGACUGCUGGAGGCUCAGGAGGAGUUGCCGUAGGGGGAGGAGUUGGUGGGGACGGGGUGGGGCCGGAUGGGGCUUCGCAUUUGAAGCAUACGAGCAAGGUUGGGUGGCUGAAGCUGCGGGCUGCGUUGCGGUGGGGCAUCUUUAUUAGGAAAAGGGCUGCACAGAGGCGUGCGCAGAUUGUUCAGCUGGACGACGACGAUGAUGAUGAUGAGUAG
Messenger RNA from Closterium sp. Naga37s-1, 11433 nucleotides. NCBI's taxonomy places the organism in Eukaryota, Viridiplantae, Streptophyta, Zygnematophyceae, Desmidiales, Closteriaceae. The record is from the annotation of a GenBank genome assembly.